Plasmodium fragile is the source of this 705-nucleotide messenger RNA. RefSeq lists its product as uncharacterized. The record is from RefSeq and is a predicted model, not a curated record. Gene Ontology annotation, biological process: RNA processing. NCBI's taxonomy places the organism in Eukaryota, Apicomplexa, Aconoidasida, Haemosporida, Plasmodiidae. Gene Ontology annotation, molecular function: RNA binding; RNA methyltransferase activity. The transcript has a single exon. The coding region runs from base 1 to 705 and encodes 234 amino acids.
AUGGCUACCUCAACUGGGGAAGCCACCGUAAGCGGGGAAGACCCCGCGGGAUGCCCCCAAAUGUACGUGGCCAUUUACAACAUAGGGAAGAAGAAAAACAUCGGCAGCAUUGUACGAAGUUGUGUCGCCUUUGGGGUCAGCAAAAUUUUCGUCGUGAGUAGAAAAAAAAACGAAGUCUCCUUUUUUGGCCACAUGGGUACAUAUAAAUAUAUAACCGUAGCGUAUUUCUCCAGCAUGAAGGAGCUGAAGACCCACCUGCUCCAAAAUAACAUUCUAUUGUAUGGGUGCGAAAUAACAGACAGUGCUAUACCUGUGACGAGACAUCCUUUUGUAAAUAAAGAUACGGCCUUUUUAUUUGGAAAUGAAGGAACCGGAAUUAAUGAUGAAACACUAAGCUAUUGUGAUAAAAUCAUUUACAUCCCUCAGUAUGGCAAUGGCACAUGUUCUCUGAACGUGUCCGUUUCGUGUGCUAUAAUUUUGCAUCACUUUGCUGUGUGGGCAAAUUAUCCCGAGGUGGGGAUUUCGGGAAAAAAAUUUGUCCUCAAUAAAUGUGUAAGUAAAUUGGAGCAAUAUUUGAACCCUUCGGAUGACUUGCUUCGAAAGAUUAAUGAGAAACGGAAAGAGCGGGCAGCAGCCAAGGAGGCUUCCCCCGAUUUAGCGGAUCUCCAUUUGGCCUACCCCUCCGUUGACCGCUUCCCUGGUUGA